This is a messenger RNA of Schistocerca americana (American grasshopper), 530 nucleotides long. RefSeq lists its product as uncharacterized. Lineage: Eukaryota; Metazoa; Arthropoda; Insecta; Orthoptera; Acrididae. Bases 151 to 483 code for a protein of 110 amino acids. The record is from RefSeq and is a predicted model, not a curated record. The transcript is spliced from 3 exons. Gene Ontology annotation, molecular function: nucleic acid binding.
CCAUUUCUCAGUGUUUCUGCUCUGGGAGAGAUUUGCCAUUUUCCUGGUAGUGCAAGAACUGUGGCAAGGAGACUGAAAAACAGUGGACUUUGCAAUCAAAGAGCUGGUGCUCUAAAUCGGCAUUUAACUGCCUCUCAAAAGAUUGACCGUAUGGCUUUUGCAGAAGAAUAUAUGGACUUUGAUUGGAGUAGAGUCAUUUUUUCGGACAAAAAAUUAUUUUCUUCCAUUAACAAUGCCCUGUGCCAGGUGUCGUCACCACAGGGAGAGUGUUUCAGUUCCACAUUUUCGGUCAAAAAGAAGAGAAACAAAUGCUUUUAUGCUGGUGUUUGGGGUUACGUCUCUGCUCAGGGAGCAGGGCCACUGUGGAGAAUAGAUGAUAUCUUCAACAGAGAGGCUUAUUUUAAUAUUCUGGACUGUAUAUUGAAGCCAAGCCUUGAGAUGCUUUAUCCUGAGGGUGACAUAUAUUUUCUGCAGGUCACCUGAUCUCAACCCAAUGGAAAAUAUGUGGGCUGAGGUUACAAGGUCACUAC